This is a messenger RNA of Copidosoma floridanum, 2683 nucleotides long. RefSeq lists its product as uncharacterized. Gene Ontology annotation, molecular function: serine-type endopeptidase inhibitor activity. Lineage: Eukaryota; Metazoa; Arthropoda; Insecta; Hymenoptera; Encyrtidae. The record is from RefSeq and is a predicted model, not a curated record.
UAUCUCUAUAUUUUCACCGCAACCGGAAUUCCAGAUUCUCUUUGCUCUUUCGUCAUUCCGCCUCUCGCUCUAAUAACAUCACUUGCAACAGGAUGGCUGGUGGUCCUGGUGGUCCUGGUGGGCUCGGUGACGAGCGCGUCAGCCGGGCGGAGGAGGAGCGUCGACACCGACAAGGGCAGCUCGAGCCCGAGGCCCAUCGACGACGUCGACGACUUUGUUCCGUACCAGGGCAAGAGGUACGACCACUUCGACUGGAGGCUCUUCCAGAGUUUGGCCAAACGCAGCAGCGGGAGCUUACUGGUUUCGCCGAUUUCCCUGAAAUUCGCGCUGGUCCUGCUGUACGAGGGCGCGGACAAUAACACAGCCCGGGAGCUCGCCACCGCCAUGAACAUCACCGACGACAAGCUAAAGACGCGCGACAGGUUCGCCAAUGUGCUCAAGUCCAUGAAGGAGAAAAGACCCGAGUUUUCUCUGAACUUUGGGAGCCGCUUCUACGUGGACCACAGCGUCACGCUGAGGCAGCGCUACGUGGCGACGGCCGAGACGUUUUACAAGGCCCAAGUGCUCAACGCCAACUUCUCGAACUCGCCAGCCACGGCCGAAAAAAUCAACUCUUUCGUGAACAACGUCACCGAAGGACACAUCCCGCGGCUCAUUACCAAUGACGAAACGCUGCGGGACAGUCUGAUGGUGAUCGUGAACGCGCUGUACUUCAAGGGACAAUGGUACCGGCAGCCGUUCGACGCCAGCCACACCAGGAGCGCCGAGUUCCACACGGCCACCGGCCAGAGCGUGCAGGUACCCUACAUGAUGUCGACCAAGAAAUUGUACCUGGGAUUCAUCAAGGACCUGGACUCGAAGAUCCUUCGGCUGCCCUACGCGGGCCACAAGUACUCGAUGUUCGUCAUUCUGCCCCAACAACCUGGCAAUUUGAGCGACCUGGUGGGCAAAAUCCAGCCGGACAAGAUGAGCGAGUACGAGUGGCUCAUGCAAGAGAUACCGGUCGACGUGCGACUUCCGAAAUUCAAGUUCGACUUUACCAGCCACAUGGAGGACGCUCUCCGCGAGCUGGGCAUCAAUGAAAUCUUCGACGAAACGGCCACGCUGACCGGUAUAUUGCGCUCCAAGUCGACGUCCAGGCCCCUGGUUGUCAACGACAUCCUGCAAAAGUCCGGGAUCGAGGUUAACGAGCAGGGCUCGACGGCUUACACCGCCACGGAAAUCGAAAUCGGCACCAAGAUGAACGACGAGACCUUCCACGCGACCCAUCCGUUUGUCUUUUACAUCAAGGACGAGAGCACGGGCACGAUUUUAUACAUGGGCACAUACAUGGGUGUGGAUAAUUCGUCGGAGAAAACCGGAAUGGCCAAAGUGUCGACCGAGCCAACGCCAAUGGCCCCCAUGAAUUUGAAAAUCCCAGCCGCUCCUACAUCUGCAGCAGUAGGUACCGGCCGAAUCGAGCGCACCAAUUACUUCAACAUCGAGCUGUUGCAACAAGUGAACGAAGCCCAGCCCGGUAACGUGGUGAUCGGCACGAGCACCGUCAAAGCGGCGCUGGUAGUCCUCGCCGAGGCAGCCACCGGCAAGACGCAGCAGGAAAUCUUGUCCAGUCUGCGAAUCACCGAUUUUUCGGACACAGCGAAAAAGGCAUCCAAUCUAACUGCCACCAACUACAAGGACCCAACCGGUGACACGGAGCUGCAGACGGCGAUAAAACUGUGGACGGGAAAGAACGUGGACGUACGUCAAAAUUACAGCAACGCGGUGCACAGUUUUUACGGUGGAGAGAUCGAGAAGGUGGACUUUUCAAACUCCACGGCAACGGUCAAGGCCGUUAACGAGUGGAUUACAAAGUACACCCACGGACGCAUAACUUCCCUGACGGACCCAAGCUCCAUAACCGACUCGACGAAUCUGCUGCUGACGACGUCGGCUUACUUCAAGGGCAAGUGGGAGCACGCCUUCGACAAGGCCGACACGCGAAAGAGAUGCUUCAACGUGCCAGACUUGGGCUGUAAGGACGUCGCGAUGAUGGAGAUCGUUGCCGAUUACAAGUACGCCGUGGUUCCCUCCCUCGUGUCCGAAGCCGUGUUCAUCCCCUACACGGGGGGCCGAAUGGGCAUGCUGAUGCUGCUGCCCCUGAAAACGGGAAUGCAAGCGCUGGCCGAUCUGUCGCGCGACAUGGCCUUCACUCCGGUAUCGUCCGUCCUGGCGGCCAUGCAGGACACCGAGCUCCUGUUGCAGAUACCGCGAUUCAGCAUCGGCACGAAACUCAACAUGCAGGGCAAGCUGUCGGAGCUGAACAUCAAAAGUCUGUUUGGCGAUGAUGCCGAUCUUUCGGCGGCGUUCCUCGGCAAAGGUGUAAAGGUCGGGGCGUUCAUGCACAACGCGCACAUAGAAAUCAACGAGGAGGGCACCAUCGCCGCGGCCGUUUCAGAGGCCGUGGUGAUACCGCUCAUGGGGUCGACGACGACGAGGUUCCGCGCCGAUAGGCCGUUCCUGUUUUUCCUGCUGGAUCUGGAAAAGAACGAUAUUUUGUUUGCCGGCCGGUACCACCAGCCCGAUGACACGGCCAAGCUCAACUGACUCACCGCCAUCGCCCAUGAUGUUUUUCUCAAGUGUUCCUACAUUACUACAUGAAUUUGGAUGUGUAAAAAUAAUAAAAACUUUAUUCAUAAGUCAA